GUUGAGACUGGUCUACGAUGUCCGCGAACCCGCCUCCCAACAUCCGAGUCGUUGUCCGGAUUCCACACAAUCGUCCUGAGCAAGCCAUCCCUGAUCCGCCCCGGAUAGAGUGGACCCAGGAGAAAGCCGAUAUACUCUGGAAGGUUAUCGAGCGCUCACGAUCUACCGACAACGCAGGAACAGACUGGAAGGGACUAGCUGCGCAUCUGGACGUCCCUCUCCCUUACCUCCUCUACCGGGUUCAAGGGCGAUUUCAAGAAGAGCUUCGCGGGCUUCAAGAUAUACCAGGGGUAUCUAGUCCUUCGGUUGCGCAACCAAACAACAAGCCUUUCGAAGAUGCGGCGAUCUCCCCCAUUGACAAACCUUCCUCUGUCGCCAUGCGGGCCGUGCACCGUUUGAGCACGAGUGGCAGGAUGUCACCGGCUGGCCGGCUUUCGACGCCUUUGGGUGUACGGGCCCGGCUUAAUUCGCUGGGGAAGAACUCCGUGCCGCAGCCCAAGAAAGCACUUUCCUCGUCCACGCUUACCGCCCAAGUCACAUUCGGUGGUGGGCCCGCGAAACGCACCCUGAGUCCGCCUUCGUCAAAUCCGGAGUCAGGCACGGAUUCCGAGGACGAAGAAUCGAAGCGCGAAGAAGAGGCUGAGCGCAACGCCGAGGAACAAGAGUCGCUCGAACGCAAACUACAAGAACUGCAACUUAUGGUGACCAACGAGUCUUUAGGCCUGGUAUCCCGUCCACCUCGGCCGCCGCUUCACAGCAGCAGCAGCAGCAGCAAAGGGAAAACGAGGGCCAUUGAAGUAGACCGUGGACGCGCCAAUCAGAUCAACACCCUCCCCGCUCAAAUGACAUUCAGACGGGAGAAAGCAUACAGUCCGAUGAGCGUGUCGAGCGCCAGUUCUGCUCAGAGCUCGAUUCCUGAUAUUCCUUCGCCGUCGAAUGGAUCAAGAACGCAUUCUCCCAUGAGCCGACAUCUUUCACCGAGCAAAUCGUCCAGUCCUCCGGCAUUGUCACCCCGCAGCGCGCUCGGGAGAGCGUAUGCGACAGAACAGGGCAGCAAUCAGGGUUCAGAAGCGUCAAGCUUCAGUGAUAUGAGCGAUCUAUCUACCUCGGCGUUGGACAGUGCGUUCUUGUCCAACUUCCGUGGGCCAGCCUCCCGAGUGAGCUCAGUCUUCAGCGGUCGCAGUCGCAUGUCCACGCGCCCAUUUCCCUUGUAAUAUCAUACUCAUACAUUGUACAUCAUUUUCCAAUCAUGUUCGUCCAAUCAAAUUUAGUGUACUUUUGCUUGAAUUGGAGAACGCGCUCUUUGUUGCUGUGGAAGUCGAUUCGCUUCGGUCGUCUCCACCGGCGAGGCUCAAUCUCUAGCACAUUGCCAAUAAUUUCGCCCGCAAAGUACCUGUUUACGGGGGCUGAGAAGCGAGGAUAAAGGGAUCAAGAGUGGAACGUACUUUGGAAAUUCUCCGCCGCCCUUUUCUCCUUCCUCCAGACCACCAUCCUCCUCAUUGGCUGCAUCCCCGGUACCUUCGAUCACAUGACCGUAACCUUUCUCGCCUUUAUAGUCGAAUUGAACCAUGAAAUAAGGCAGAUUCGGAACCAUAGCACGCCGGAAACCUCCCGGCCGUCUAGAGAAAUCGAUCAGUUUCUUGUGCUGCGACCAUUCAGCCUCGGAGGCAAGAAUCGAUUCCUGAAUGGGGAUCAGUGCUGUUAUGCGGUGUAUCACCGGUGUAAAUGAACCUUGAAGUACUGGGGAAUGUCUUCGAACUGCUCCCAGGGAAGCGGAACACAUUCAAUGCAUGUGUGUUUCUGCCAUUUCAGCGUGAUUACGGUCUCAUAAAAGAUGACGCCCUUGUCUUCUUCAGCGAACAUCCGCAUCAGACAUUUCAUGAAAUUCUGUUCAGUAGAGAUCAGAAUAUAUUAUCCGAGUCGGGCGAGGAGAACGUACCCGGACUUCAUCCCAAACAUCAUCGUCAGCUUCAAGCAUGUUGAGAUGAUGCUGGAUGGGAACAAUCAGACAAUGCCCAUCCACCAGUUCCUCAUUCGGAGUGCACGAGAGAUAUGCGCGAGUGCCCAUGGCCACUACAGCACAUUUUGGCGGCGAAUCGUCUUCCCCGAAACAAUAAACACACUCGGAUAGCACCUUUUGCGUGCGUUUAAAGUCUGAUAGUGGUUAGUUCUUUCGCGAGGAAAGAGGACGUUCAGUACAGACCAUGAAUCGCAAACUGGCGCUUCAUAGCAUCGGAACGCAUUUUCUGACGGCCAAGCUUUUC
This is a messenger RNA of Mycena citricolor, 2264 nucleotides long. The record is from the annotation of a GenBank genome assembly. NCBI's taxonomy places the organism in Eukaryota, Fungi, Basidiomycota, Agaricomycetes, Agaricales, Mycenaceae.